AUGUGGGAUGAUUCUGCUCAGAGUCAGUCAACACUGGAGGCCAAACUGAAGGCCCUGCAGUGCCACUUCACCUGGAACAUCGAACACAACAGCAAAUUUUACCGUAUUAAGGACAAGCUGAAAGACAUCGGCACCGACGAGGGAAACAGCUGGCUGGGUCACAUUUACAACCUGCAGGGAUACAUUCACUACCAGCUGAAAUUGAAAAAAGACGCCCUGUGUUUCCUCAAAAAGGCCACAGAGGCCUUCCGCCAGUCGAAGGUCUCUGAUGAAGGUCCCUGGUUGGUGGUGAACUACGGGAACCUGACUUGGCUGCACCACAAGCUGGGAGAAGAAGCAGAGAGUCAGACUUACCUGUCAAAGGUCGACACCCUGCUGAAAGAAUACUCAUCUCCAUCCCAGGAUGAGCUCCAUCCAGAGAUCUACGCUGAAAAAGCCUGGACCCUGAUGAAGAUCAACCAAGACAAAAACGAGCUGGCUGCAGAUUACUUCCAGAGAGCCAUCAGGAUGCAGCCAGACAUGGUGGAGUGGCACACCAGCUAUGUGAUAGGGUUAGUGAAGGCUCAUAAGUAUGGCGAAACACCACUGGAGGAAGAGAUCCUGGAGAAAAUGAGAAUGGCCAAGGAACGGGAUCCAGAGAAUUUGUACCUUGCUGCUCUCGAGCUUGAGCAGCGUGCUCUGAGAGAAGAAAGAAUUGAAGAUGAAGCACGUGAGUUAGCCAGACUGAUUUUGAGAAAUCCUGUCAGCAGCUACAGUGGUAUAAAAGUGUUAUUAUGGGUUUACAGUGAGCACAUAUCUGUUGAUGAAGCUAUUGCUCUGGCAGAGGAGGCUCUGGAAAAAUAUCCAGAUGUACGUUACCUGAAGUGGUGUGCUGCUCUCUGCUACAAAUGGAAGAUCCUUCCUGACAGACAUAGUCAUGAAAGCACAAUACACAGAGCAGUCAAUCUCCAUAAAGAAGUGAUUUCUCUUUACCCUAAUCCAUCAUCAUCACUUGUGAAGAAAAUAGCCCUCGCAAAUUUAUAUGCAAAGUCACGUGAUGGCCUGGCUAAAGCUGAACAGACUUACCAGGAGCUGCUAGCAACCAAACUGGAACUUGCAGAAAGACAGAUGCUUUACAGCUACUAUGCAAAAUACUUAUACUUCAAUCGAAAAGAUAACCGCAAGUCAAUAGAAUAUUAUAUGAAGGUGGCAAAGAUACCACUAGACAACUACUUUCAAAGAAAGAGCAUUGAAGCUCUGGAGAAUUUUAAAGAUAGAAACCCAGGGAGCCCAAUGGUUAGAGAAAUAGAGAAGUUCCUGGACAAACUGAGACUUCAGAAAUCCUAAAUCCAUUACCUAAAACAUUCAUCAUUCUGGCUUUUUACACAUUAGAAAAACUUGCAGAAAAGAUUUUUGAACGUCGAAGAAUCAAAUACUACUAAUAAUGUAUAUCUGAUUACAUUACUGAUGCUGAUGGAUUUUGAUCACAUAUUGUAUUUUAAC
This is a messenger RNA of Scomber japonicus (chub mackerel), 1482 nucleotides long. RefSeq names its product interferon-induced protein with tetratricopeptide repeats 2-like. Bases 1 to 1326 code for a protein of 441 amino acids. Gene Ontology annotation, biological process: defense response to virus. The record is from RefSeq and is a predicted model, not a curated record. Gene Ontology annotation, cellular component: cytosol. The transcript is spliced from 2 exons. Gene Ontology annotation, molecular function: protein binding. NCBI's taxonomy places the organism in Eukaryota, Metazoa, Chordata, Actinopteri, Scombriformes, Scombridae.